Molecule: messenger RNA, 1254 nt
Organism: Zea mays
Lineage: Eukaryota; Viridiplantae; Streptophyta; Magnoliopsida; Poales; Poaceae
Exons: 1
Coding region: 471-1064 (197 amino acids)
Source: RefSeq, a predicted model, not a curated record
GCCGGCUCUGCCCCGCUAUAUAAGCUCACAUAGAACUCCGUCUUCUUCGUCCAGGUCCAUCGCUCCAGCCUCCAGAGGAGCAGCGUCACUACGUACUACUUGGCUGUAGCUAGUUAGCUACUGCACUCCCGCUUAGCCCGACAUGGGGAGGGCGCCGAGGGGUGUGUGGAACAUGGAGCUUCUGGGGCUUGCCGUCUUGGUGGUUCUUGCGGUGGUCGCCGAGACGCGGUCCUUGGAGAAGCAGAAUCUGUGCGGUGGGUGUGGGGUUGGUGGCGGGGGAGGAUAUGGCGGAGGCGGUGGCGGUGGCGGUGACCUUGGGCUUGGUGGUGGCCUUGGGCACGGUGUAGGGGUUGGAAUUGGGAUUGGAGGAGGGAAUGGUGGGGGUGCAGGUGGUGGAGGCGGCCUCGGUGGUGGAGCUGGAGGUGGCUUAGGCGGAGGCGGAGGGCUUGGUGGCGGUGGAGGAGGUGGUUAUGGCGGAGGUGCUGGCGGAGGCGGCGGCCUUGGGGGUGGUUCCGGUGGAGGUCUCGGCGGUGGUGAAGGCGGAGGAGGCGGGCUUGGUGGUGGUGCCGGUGGAGGCGGUGGUCUUGGUGGCGGAGGAGGAGCUGGUGGGGGAGCAGGUGCGGGUGGCGGCUCUGGCGGAGGCGCCGGUGCAGGAGGUGGCGCUGGAGGCGGCUAUGGCGGAGGUGCCGGUGCAGGAGGCGGCUAUGGUGGAGGAGCUGGUGGUGGAUACGGUGGAGGUGCAGGAGGUGGCGCCGGAGGCGGCUACGGCGGAGGAGCUGGUGGUGGUGCCGGUGGUGGCUACGGCGGAGGCGCUGGUGGAGGCUACGGUGGUGGUGCAGGUGCUGGCUCUGGCGGCGGCGGUGGUUAUGGUGCUGGUGGCGGAGGUGGAGGUGGCAUCGGCGGCGGUGUCUGAAUCAGCGUCUCACAUGCAUGCAUGGUGGUGCAAGCUGCAAGCAGAAGCAAGUGCUCGAACUCGCUCGGUAUUCCCUUCGCAGGGGUGCGUGGACGUGGAGUCGAGCUAUACCGAUCGAUAUCCGGGAUCAUACUCUCUGCGUAGCGAAUAGCGAUCAUAGUAAUAACAGAAUAAGGAUGCUGCAAUACGUCUAAUCAGUCAUCAUUAUACGAUGGUUUAUACGGUAUAUAUACACUGCGUUGGUAGCAAGCUGAAAGAUUACUUUGUAUCGUACUAUUUUAAUUAUAUUUUGUGGAGAUAAAGAAAUUAUUAUGAGCUACAUGGAGUUCAUGCUUGCUUAA